This is a messenger RNA of Vigna umbellata (rice bean), 819 nucleotides long. NCBI's taxonomy places the organism in Eukaryota, Viridiplantae, Streptophyta, Magnoliopsida, Fabales, Fabaceae. The record is from RefSeq and is a predicted model, not a curated record.
AUGACUGAUGCGUUGUGCAAGGAAGGUGAAUUGCAGAAGAUUGUUGACACGCUGGAUCGGAUAAUGCGGAGGAGUACUUUCCGUUCUCCUUCUAUGAUCGUGAAUUGUAGUUUGAUGUUGAGGAUUUUGGAUAGGGGAAGCUUGACGGAAUCGGAGAGUGAUGUCGUGGUUUUGUUGAAGAGGCUGUUACAGAAGAAUUUGCUUCACGAGUCCGUUGUGUGGUCUCUGGUUCUGCAUGCGAAGGUUGCGUUUGGGGAUUUGGAUUCCGCGUGGGGAUUGUAUGGGGAGAUGGUGAGAAAAGGGUUUGAGCCAAACGCGUUUGUUUACACGUCCUUUGUUGGAGCAUUUUGCAGAGAUGGGAGAGUUGAGGAGGCUAUUGGUUUGGUGCGUGAAAUGGAGGGGAAGGGGCUGAGGCCAUACGGUGGUGGAGAGGCUGUGGAGAGGAAGGGUAAAGUGGAGGAAAGCGAAUGGAAUGUUGAGUUGUUGAUGGAUAAAGGGUUUUUGCCGGCGGAUGAUGUACCUUUCUCUGUGAUGCAGGGUUAUGCUAGAAAGGAGGAGGUUCAGGAGGUUUUGAAGUUGUAUUAUGAAAUGGAGUACAGACGUGUGAAUCCAGGGUUGUCGGUUUUCGCGACUGUUGUUCGGUGUUUGUCUCGUUGUGGAAAGGUUGAACAUGCUGAGAGGUAUUUGAGGGUUAUGAAAGAGCGGUUGGUGGCUCUGGAUGCGAGUGUGUAUGAGGAAUUGAUUGAUGGCUACAUCAAGAAGGGCGAUACUGCUAGGGCCCUUUACCUUCGUGAGGAAAUGGCUUCUUUGGAGUUGUAA